UCCUCUGCGCGCACAGCUGUGGUUUCUCCGGAGCGGAGCUUGAAAUCAGACGCGCCGAGCGAGACGCAGCGCUAUCCGGGGGAUUUAAACUGCUAUUCGCCGCCGUCCGCGCCCGGAGGUCUCUCUCUAUCGCCUUGGAUCUGCUCUCUCCUUGGAUUAUUACCGUUCUUUAUUCCUUGGCGCGACGCGCACGAAGAUGUAAGGAGGUUUUGCGCGUGCAGAAUCACGGAGAACACAAGAACGCGCUCGUUAAAACAAGCAGGAGCUCCAGUAUCCGGAUGACAGCGUCAGGCAAACAUUCCCAGGAGUGCCGAUGAAAACACACGAGCCAUAAGUUUGGCCUGACUUUGGCACGCGGAUCUAUUUAUCCGGUUCAACCGAGGCAGCUGAAGAAAACGCCACUAAAAACAGCCGAAGAAUGAAGCAGAAGGAAUAUUAAAAACAGCAGAGAGAGUGCCAAACGUCCAGCGUGCCGACCCUUCGUCUCCAGCCUGUGGGGCCGCGGCUCUCCAGCCAGGUCAGAGGUCAUCUGCAACAUGAUGCCAGCCGGCCACCUGCCCAUCCUGCUCUCCCUGAGCGCCCUGCUGCUGUCUCCGCUGCUCACCGGCUCCUUAGCCUUAUCUCCACCCAGGUUCACAAAAGUACCUGUCGACAUGAUCGGCGUCUCCGGAGGUGUCGUAUCCUUUGUAUGCCAAGCCACAGGUGACCCCAAGCCAAGAGUAACCUGGAAUAAGAAAGGAAAGAGGGUGAACUCUCAACGCAUCGAGACAAUAGAGUUUGACGAAGGUGCUGGGGCCGUCCUAAGGAUCCAGCCUCUCCGGGCGCCUCGAGAUGAGAACAUCUAUGAGUGUGUGGCGGAGAACAGCGAAGGCGAAAUCAGUGUCCAAGCUAAGCUGUCAAUCAUUAGAGAGGACCUACUUCCUGCUGGCUUCCCCAACAUCGACAUGGGCCCACAGCUGAAGGUGGUGGAGCGCACGCGCACGGCUACCAUGCUUUGCGCCGCGAGUGGUAACCCCGACCCGGAAAUCACCUGGUUCAAAGACUUCCUUCCCAUCGACCCCAGCACAAGUAACGGACGAAUCAAACAGCUCAGAUCGGAGAGUACUCCCAUCCGAGGUGCUCUGCAGAUAGAAAACACUGAGGAAACCGACCAGGGGAAGUACGAGUGUGUGGCGUCUAACGUGGAAGGCGUCCGAUAUUCUUCCCCUGCCAACCUGUAUGUGCGAGAGCUUCGAGAAGUUCGUCGUGUACCCCCACGUUUCUCCAUCACGCCCCCCACCACUCAAGAGAUCAUGCCGGGCGGUAGCGUCAACAUCACUUGCGUCGCUGUCGGCUCGCCCAUGCCCUAUGUCAAGUGGAUGCAAAACUCUGAGGACCUGACGCCUGAAGACGAGAUGCCAGUGGGCAGGAAUGUUCUGGAGUUAAACAGUGUCCGUGAGUCGGCCAACUACACCUGUGUGGCCAUGAGCAGCCUGGGCAUCAUCGAGGCUAAUUCCCAGAUCAUUGUCAAGUCCUUGCCGAAACCUCCAGGUACUCCUGUCGUAACUGAAACUACCGCCACCAGUAUCACCAUCACCUGGGACAGUGGCAACCCUGAGCCCGUCUCCCAUUACAUCAUCCAGUAUCGCGCCAAAUCUCCCGAGAGCAAGUUCGAGACCGUGGACUCCAUCACCACCACUCGCUACAGCAUCGGAGGACUUUCUCCAAACACUGAUUACGAGAUCCGCGUGUCAGCCUUUAACACCAUUGGCCAGGGCCCGCCCAGUGAACCAGUUGAGGCUAGGACUGGGGAGCAAGCUCCCGCCAGCCCACCGCGCAAUAUCCAGGCCCGUAUCAUCUCCCAGAACACCAUGAUGGUACGCUGGGAUGAACCCGAGGAGCCCAAUGGACAGAUCAAGGGUUAUCGGGUCUACUACACCAUGGAUCCAUCUCAGCCCAUGAGCAUGUGGCAUAUCCACAACGUACAGGACAGUGUGAUCACCACCAUUCAGAGUCUGGUGGCUUCCGAGACCUACACCAUCAGAGUGCUGGCCUUCACGUCAGUAGGAGAUGGACCCUUCUCGGAUCCCAUUCAUGUCAAAGUGCUUCAAGGAGUCCCUGGACAGCCGACCAACUUCCAGGUUGGUGAGGUGUCAGACACGAGCAUUGAGCUGACAUGGGAGCCAGCCUUCGAAAAAGAGGGAAUCAUCAGUUACGAACUGCAUUACAAAGAAGGCGGGCAAGAAUCUCAGGAAAAGAAAAUAUUUGGCCCAACCUCUUCCUUUGUGGUGGUGGGUCUACGUGCAAAUACAGAGUACUACUUCUCUCUGGCUGCCGUCUCCAACAAAGGCAUUGGAGCCUUCACCAACGAAAUAUCCCAAAGGACAUCCCAAGCCAAGCCCUCCGCCCCCCCUCAAGACAUUAAGUGCUCCAGCUCCAGCUCCACCACCCUGCUGGUAAGUUGGCGCCCUCCGCCGGCCGAGAGCCAGAACGGGGCGCUGGCCGGGUACAUAGUGCGCUACGUGGUGGUGGGGGCCGGGGCCGAGGUCAACACGGAGCCCAUGGAGGAGCCAGCUGUGCCCCCCAGCUCCAAUCAGAUCCAGCUGCAGCGGCUGGAGAAAUGGACCUUGUACCGAGUCACCGUGGCGGCCUCCACCAGCGUGGGUCCGGGCCCCGAGAGCGAGCCGCUGCUGUGCCGCACGGACGAGGACGUGCCCGGGGCCCCCCCACGUCGCGUGGAGGUCGAGGUGCUAAACUCCACUGCCAUCAAGGUGAUGUGGCGCUCCCUGUUGCCUGGGAAACAGCACGGACAGAUCCGCGGAUACCAGGUGCACUAUGUCCGUGUCGAGAACGGCGAAUCCCGCGGCCUGCCCCUCAUCAAGGACGUCAUGCUCGCCGAUGCACAGUGGGAAAUGGACGACACAGCUGAAUACGAGAUGGUCAUCGGGGGCCUGCAGCCUGACACCACAUACUCCAUCACCGUGGCAGCCUACACCACCAAAGGAGACGGAGCCCGCAGCAAACCCAAGCUGGUGGUGACUAAAGGAGCAGUGCCGGGGCCUCCCUUUCUCUCCGUCAACCAAAACUCAGAGACUACUGCAUUAGUGCGCUGGCAAUCCCCAGAUUUCGUUGCUCCGGGUCUCGAGGUGCAAGGCUAUCGACUACAGUUCGGCCGAAAGGAUGUGAGCCCCUUGGCCACGCUGGAGUUCGGCCCUCAGGAGCUGGAAUAUUCCAUUAGCAAUAUCCACCGAGGGGCCACGUACGUCAUCAAAGUGUCUGCCAAGUCCAGAUCGGGAUUUGGCGAAGAGGCUACCCGAGAACUAAAAGUCCCAGAGGAGGUUCCUCGAGGGUAUCCCCAAAUAAUCGAAGGGUCUAACAUUACCUGCUGCUCGCUCCAAUUUGCCUGGUUGCCUCCGGUGCUAGCGGAACGCAACGGCGCUAUAACAGAAUACACACUGGCUUACCAGGAGGCCGGAACAGCCGGCGGACCCAAGGAACUACGUCUGCCAGCAAGUGAGAACAGCUAUACCCUCAACAGCCUAAGGCCCAACGCAGUGUACGAUGUGAAAAUUCGAGCGCACACCAGUGUAGGUCCAGGGCCCUACAGCCCACCGAUCCAGUAUCGAACAGUGGCCUACGAAGCAGAUGUUCCUAAGAACUUCACCGUGAAGCUGGCCACCAAAACCACGGUACUGCUGACCUGGAAGUUUUCCGAUAGCCGCUUCCCAUACCGCUGCAUGAUCGAGUACAACCGGCAGAAGGUUGACAUUGAUGCUAGGAUGACCAAAGCUCUCAUCACCAACUUGCGACCCAACAGCACCUACGAGUUCAGAAUCACCUGCCAGGAGAGCAGCGACGGUGGACCCAAACACAAGCUCGUUGCACGAACAGCGCCACCUAUUCUGGUCCGAAAGCCAGAGUUGGACCUGAAAAGAGAGCCAGACAGUACUCUGACCAUUGUCUUCCCACCGCUGGAAUCCAAAGAGUUGAUCAAGGCGGUCUAUGUUGUGGUGGUUCCUCUGAAGAAGGGAAGAGGUCCGAUCCGACACAUCAAGAGCCCAGAUGAAUUGGACCUAGAAGAGUUGUUGGGCGACAGAAGACUCGGUCAACGUCACGCUCGAACCACCCGUCAGCUCAAGCAGGUGGACGGGAAGCGGCCCUACAUUGCUGCCAGCUUCAAGCCCUCAUCCAUGCCGCCGUCCUUCACCCUGGGCAACCAGAUGGUGUACAGCGGCUUUGAAAACAGGGCUCUAGACCCCGGGCAGGAAUAUGUGUUCUUCAUCCUUGCUGAGCUCAACACCACCGGAGGGAAAUCGUUUGCGUCCAGCCCCUACACGGAUCCAGUCACAGCUCCAGACGUGGACCCUCAGCCCAUAGAGACGGGAGGGGACGGACUCAUCUGGGUGGUGGGGCCCGUUCUGGCUGUGGUCUUCAUAAUAUGUAUUGUGAUUGCGAUUCUCCUCUACAAGAACAGCAAGCCUGACAGCAGCAAACGUAAAGAGUCAGAGCCACGGACGAAAUGUCUGCUGAACAACGCCGAUAUCACCCCUCACCACCCCACAGACCCAGUGGAGAUGAGACGAAUCAACUUUCAGACCCCAGAUUCGGGUCUAAGCAGUCCUGUCAGUGAAGCCGGUUUUGACUAUGAAAGUAUGAUGAACCACCCUCCUAUACCCAUCUCUGAGCUAGCCGAGCACACGGAGCUACUGAAGGCCAACGACAACCUGAAGCUCUCCCAGGAGUAUGAGUCCAUCGAUCCGGGUCAGCAGUUCACCUGGGAGCAUUCCAACCUGGAGGUCAACAAACCCAAGAACCGCUACGCCAACGUCAUCGCCUACGACCACUCCCGCGUAAUCCUGGCACCCAUCGAAGGUAUCACAGGCAGCGACUACAUCAAUGCUAACUACAUCGAUGGCUACAGGAAGCAGAAUGCAUACAUAGCCACGCAGGGACCGCUGCCGGAGACCUUCGGAGACUUCUGGAGGAUGGUGUGGGAGCAACGAGCUGCCACCGUGGUCAUGAUGACCAGACUGGAAGAGAAGUCAAGGAUAAAGUGUGACCAGUACUGGCCGAGUAGAGGGACGGAGACCUACGGUAUGAUCCAAGUGACGCUCCUGGACACCAUCGAACUUGCCACUUUCUGCGUACGCACCUUCUCUCUACACAAGAAUGGUUCCAGUGAAAAGCGAGAGGUUCGACAGUUCCAGUUCACCGCCUGGCCGGACCAUGGCGUUCCUGAGUACCCCACUCCUUUCCUGGCCUUCCUCAGGAGGGUGAAGACCUGCAAUCCACUGGACGCCGGCCCCAUCAUCGCCCACUGCAGUGCUGGUGUGGGCCGCACAGGCUGCUUCAUCGUGAUUGACGCCAUGCUGGAGCGCAUCAAGCACGAGAAGACGGUGGACAUCUACGGUCACGUGACCCUCAUGCGCUCCCAGAGGAACUACAUGGUGCAGACGGAAGACCAGUACAGCUUCAUCCACGAUGCCCUCCUGGAGGCUGUCGCAUGCGGGAAUACAGAGGUGGCGGCACGAAGCCUCUUCUCCUACAUCCAGAAGCUGGCGCAGGUGGAGACCGGAGAGCACGUUAGUGGCAUGGAGCUGGAGUUUAAGCGUUUGGCGAACUCCAAAGCCCACACGUCCAGAUUCAUAAGUGCCAAUCUGCCAUGCAACAAAUUUAAAAACCGACUGGUCAACAUCAUGCCCUAUGAGACCACUCGAGUGUGCCUGCAGCCCAUCAGAGGGCUGGAGGGGUCCGACUAUAUCAACGCCAGCUUCAUUGACGGAUACAGACAACAGAGGGCUUAUAUAGCCACACAAGGCCCAUUAGCGGAGACCACUGAAGACUUCUGGAGGAUGUUGUGGGAGAACAACUCCACCAUUGUGGUGAUGCUGACCAAACUGAGGGAGAUGGGACGAGAAAAGUGUCACCAGUACUGGCCGGCAGAGCGCUCUGCUAGAUAUCAGUACUUUGUGGUGGAUCCCAUGGCGGAGUACAACAUGCCGCAGUACAUCCUCAGAGAGUUCAAAGUGACGGAUGCUCGGGACGGCCAAUCCAGGACCGUACGGCAGUUCCAGUUCACCGAUUGGCCGGAGCAGGGCGUUCCCAAAUCAGGAGAGGGCUUCAUCGACUUCAUUGGACAGGUGCAUAAAACCAAGGAGCAGUUUGGACAGGACGGGCCCAUUUCUGUCCACUGCAGUGCCGGUGUGGGGCGGACCGGGGUCUUCAUCACGCUAAGCAUCGUGCUGGAGCGGAUGCGCUAUGAGGGUGUGGUGGACAUCUUCCAGACGGUCAAAAUGCUGAGAACGCAACGGCCAGCAAUGGUGCAAACAGAGGACGAGUACCAGUUUUGCUAUCAGGCAGCUCUGGAAUACCUUGGAAGUUUUGAUCACUAUGCAACGUAAAAAGCCAUUUUUGUUCCCCCCUGCCCCACAAACCCCCUUCCCCCCAACAGCCUCCUGAGCCAUAAAAACUUGCUUGAAAACACAAAACAAUGACAACUAUACACAAUUCAUACAAUUUUUUUGAAGAAUCGUCUUUUGGAACCAAUCGAAGCGCGUCAUGCGUAUUCCCAAUUGGACAAGCAACACUGGAGAAGCUCAAAUGGAUCCCAAACCCUUCUAUGUCCCAAGCUCGUAAUGGAGGAACCAAACGUUUUGGCUCAGGCUGUAGGGCGGGAAUGACUAUCUAGGUGUCGGACCACUAACUUUACCUCAAGUGUUCUGACAUGGAGGACAAGCAUUGUUUCUUUUCAAACUAACUCUAUGAACAUAUUACAAAAAGACAUGAAGGAAAAGUCGGUGAGAUACAACAUGACCACAAAUUAAAGUAUAAAUGAUGAGCACCUAAUUGGUUGGCGUUUAAAAUCCUUCUUUGUUUACUAAAAUGGAAAUGUUUCCAUUGAAAGGUCAUCUGUCGGUCUAACAGCAGUCUUCAAUGGAGAAGCUGGCGCAACAGUACAGACAAGACUUCUUUUGCUGCUCAAGUCUUGGGUCCAAGCCUCUCCUUGACAUGUUGCCAUUCGGACAAAAUUGGGAGCCACUUAAGAAGCAAUUCGAGGCAAACCGUUCAUCCACUUAAGAAAGUCACCCUCCUCUCGAAACCACUGGAGUCACCAAACCAGAACUCAACAUGUCUUGAGGCGCUGAGGCAUUCAAGGAAAUGGUUGAAACCUAAUCGCAUCGGUUUCUUGAGGUGAGGACAGUUUUUCGGUGCUUUCGAGGACGUGCUUGCGAACAUUUCGGGCCAAUGUAGCUCCAUCUUCACUUCUCGAGAGCCAAUGGGAGUGUGAAAAGUUGUCAACUGGAGAUUAGGACCAGAGGAUCCACCACCGAAGUCUCGAGUUUCUUUGGCACAAUGUAGCUCCAUUUCCAUCCUCGAGAGCCAAUGGGAGCUCAACCUGUUGCGUAAUUGGGAGAUUUGGACCAGAGGAACCACCAACAAAGUCUCACGUUUCUUUGGUGCAAUGCAGAUCCAUUUCCAUCCUCGAGAGCCAAUGGGAGCUCGACCUGUUGUGUAAAUGGGAUAUUAGGACCAGAGGAUCCACUAAUGAAGUCUUGAGUUUCUUUGGUGCAAUGUAGAUCCAUCUCCACCUCUCAAGAACCAAUGGGAGCGUAAAAUGUUGCGUUAUCUGGAGAUUAGGACCAGAGGAACCAUCAACGAAGUCUCAAGUUUCUUCAGCGCUUUGUAGCUCCGUUUCCAUCCUCGAAAGCCAAUGGGAGCUCGACCUGUUGCGUCAAUUGAAGGUUACGACGAGAAGAGCCACUAACAAAGUCUUGAGUUUCUUUGGCGACUUCAUCUGAUACAUUGACUGGUCUCUCCAUUGACAUACAUAAUGUAUGGCAGACCGGAUAGGGGAUGCGUGGCUAUGUCUUGUUUUCGGUACUUCGAUGUCCCCAGUGACCAACGUUCAUUGCCAUCGUUUCAAACGAUUUUUUGUCUUACAACUGUUUCUUUGGUUUAGUUUUGCUCUUGAUACCAAACAUGCUGCUUUUGCUCCAUUAUGCUGUACGUGUACAUGUGAAGAGUCCGAUUCACCGGACAGAAGUGUGUGAGAGCGUAAUUACGUGUGCUGGUCCCACCGAUCAAUCCAUUUCCUUAUGCCCCAACAGUCGCCCAGGAUGAAAUUGCAUUUUUUUCAUCAUCAACGACCCAUUCCUGGUUACUUUGGGAUUUCUUGCGUUCAUUUGUUGGUUCUUUUUGAGGUGUUUCUUCAGUGGAUUUUGGCUAACGAAGAGCAAGAAAUGGGCAUAUGUUUGCGCCAUGAAACUGCGGUACAACUAUCUUAUGAAUCUGUUGUUUUAGGUGGGACUGUUUUACACACUCAUAUGCAUAUGAGGGGAGGGGCCUGCACUCCGCCGUCAGAGCUGAUUGGCUGUACUGGAGAAUGCUUGAACCUGGAGUGUUCUGAUUGAUGAGAGAAUGAAAGGAGCCGUGUGUAAUCUUAUUUCCAAAAAAGCCUUAUUCUUGUAACAUCAUAGAACAAAAUCAAAUGCAUUAUUGUUGUAUUAUUUUGACUAUUAUCUUAACAAACAUUUGAUUUCUUGGUUUAGUGUUUUACUUUUUUUUUUAACAAAGAUACUGUACUCAUUUUUUAAUUAGCAAAGAAAAAUAAUGCUCAUUUUGCUCAUAUUAUGUUAAAAGACAUUCUAUUUUUUCACUGUAGAAAUGUAACGUGAGAUGUGUUUGUGUGCAUGUAUACAUAGACGAAUGGGACGUGAAUGUAUACAUGCACACUCACAUAUAUUAUAUUUAAAUGCAGAAUAUAAAGAUGUAUCCAAAUCUUCAUAUGAAUAGCCUUUUUUGUUUUUGUUUUUGAAGCGGGCUUUCAUUUUUAUACCACCAUGAAAUUAUGAAAGUGUGUAUGAAAUCAUGAAUGACUUUUUAUUGUUUUGGGUUUUUUUUUAAAGAGUCUGGGAAAUGCAUUUUCAGAAAUGCAGAAAUUUCCCAUAAAUCAUUGCAGGGAGAGCUUUGACUUCCUGUUGCCCACUGAUGAAGGUUGAAUUAUGAUUACAAUUCUGUUGUUAUUCAUCAAUAGUACUAGUAUUAACUGAAGUAUUACUUUUAUAAAAGAUGUAGAACUGGUUUACUAAAUAUUGAAUUGAACAAAAAAAAAAAAUUAUCGAAACUUUCCAAAUUUUACUAAAAAAAAAAACGAAAAAUAAUUUUGUUACAGCCCAUAUCUGUGAAAGCUUUCAUUUUUUGAAACAUUAUUUGUCUUUUUACUUUUCAAACCACCGAAUGUUCAAUCGUUUGUUAGAUAUCAACUAUGAUCCUGAAUAUAAUGCCUGUAAAUAAACAAAUAUAUAUUAUAUGUAUUUGUAUAAUUUGACCCACAAGGUUUCUGUCUUUGAACAAAACUGAGAUAACCAACAACAAAAAAAUGUUUAUGCUAAUGGAAACCUUCCACAGUUUUGAAAGAAGCUUUGUCUCACGCUAACAGCUCUGUUUAUCUCUCUACACUUCAUUCCUCUCUUUGUCUGAUCCAUUUGUUGGUUUUUUCCCAACUCUUCACUUUUUUUUUUUCUUAUCUUAGCCAACACACCCCGCAGUCCAGUGGUGAGAGAAAUCACAACUUUCUCCUUUUUCCAUAAGACUUUGUGCAUCACUCUUAUUUUUUUAACAUUUGUAAUACACUAGUACAUGUCUGUCAGAUUUCACUCCAAAAUCAAAAAGCAUAACGAAAAUAAAGCCUAUUUUUAAACAUUUUCACCUCAAAAUUCACUGUAUUUCUCAUUACUCAAGAGGUGAUUAUAAUUAUUGUGCAUAAAAUGUUUUUUUUUGUUGUUGUUGUAAUAUUUUAGUUAAAAAUUGCUUCGAUUCAAAGUGUUAUUGAAAUCAGUGCAACAAAUUGUUUUAAAUAAGUUCCACAUUAAAGUAAUGUGUAUUUUUUUGUAUUAUGGUAAUGAAAAUUGUUUUUGUUUUUUUUCUAGAGGGGACUAUGGUAAUGAGUAUUGCUGGGAAAAUUCUUGAAAAUAAAAUGUUGUAAUGCAAAACAUCUUACUGGUGUCAAAAAAAUACUUAUCCAAGCAAAAUGUAAUUUCUUAGUUUUAUUUUUAUUUUGGAGUGAAAUAUGGCCCAGCAAUGUUCUGGAAAGGUUUUAUGAGAUUCACCCAAAAAUGAAUCCCAUUUUUACUCGUACCGAGCCUUGAAGCACUAAUCAUUUUGUGUUUUUUUCUCAUUCUGAGUGAUUCUGUUGUUAGAUCGGAAUGAAGAAGGGCUUAUAAAAUGCCCAGUGCCUAUAAAAUGCCAUAUGAACAGCAAGAGCAAAUUGCCUUGAAUUGGUUGCGUAUUUGGUGAUUAGCAUCACGUCAUCAUUGCUAGUUUAAAUGCACGCCCUUCUCUCACCACUGCCUCUGCACUUCAUAUUUUUAUAAUUAGUAGUUCAUUGCAAAGCUCUAAAAGUUUACUGAUGCCAUGUUUAGUUCACUUUUAUUGUUAUUUUGUUUUUACGUUGGGGGACGAAGUACGAGAGAACUUGGAAUCUGGAAAUUCCAGCGCUGCCUUUUAAACUGUUGGGAGUUUUGUGUGUUUCUAAUGAACUUUUCCUCGGGAGGGGAAAAAAACCGCAAAGGACACUUGGACUUGUCGGACUGAUCUCCAAAACCUACGAUGGCAAAUGUGCUUGGAAGUCCUGUUCAUCUGCUCAAUGCAAGGACGUUCGACAACGGGAGCCAACCGUGUGAAUCGAUUAGACUACAAACAACAGAGAACCAAUAUACAAAAGUGAACGUAUUAAAACCACGGCCAACAAAAAAAGAAACAAGCCAAACGCAAACGUGAAAAUAGUUUCUCUUUGUACGAAGGCCAAGUGCUAUCGCUUUCAAACUGUUACUUCUGAUGGACACAAUAAUUGGUUUGAAACCACUGUGUAUGUAGAUAUGUUGACUUUGUAUUAAAGAAAUGUUGUCUGAAAA
Onychostoma macrolepis is the source of this 10892-nucleotide messenger RNA. It is a transcript of the gene ptprsa, whose product is annotated as protein tyrosine phosphatase receptor type Sa. Bases 537 to 6380 code for a protein of 1947 amino acids. NCBI's taxonomy places the organism in Eukaryota, Metazoa, Chordata, Actinopteri, Cypriniformes, Cyprinidae. Gene Ontology annotation, biological process: protein dephosphorylation. Gene Ontology annotation, molecular function: protein binding; protein tyrosine phosphatase activity. The transcript has 39 exons. The record is from RefSeq and is a predicted model, not a curated record.